AUGAAAUUUUCGCCAUUUAGGCUGCUGACGGAUGAUUUUCCGCGGCGUGCGUACGUGCCGUCGCACUCAGCAACUUUGGAGAACGUGGUGGUGAAGGGGCUUCACUUCGGGCAGCGCAAGUUGCUCCUCUCAGAGGUUGAGUUUCUCUCGGCGUACAUGGAAGCACCAAGGGCCUCCAACAAAGCGCUGCUAGUGGUGUACGCCGGUGCGGCUAACGGCUCACACCUUCCAUUUCUUUUUGGGCUUUUUGCGACGAUAAAAUUCAUCCUCAUUGACCCUGCCCCCUUUUGUGCGGAGGUGCGAGAGAUUGCAAAGGACAGGAAAGGGUCUGUUUUGGAGUUGGUGGAGGGGUACUGCACGGAUGAGCUGUGUCUUCGGUUAUCGCGCGCGUACAGCUCCGAGUAUGACAUCCUGCUGGUGAGCGACAUUCGCUCUGGCGAGCCAGUGACGCAGUCGAACAAGGAAAAUACGGCCAUGAUUAUGCGUGAUAACGAGAUGCAGCGGAGUUGGUGUUGGUCGCUUAAGGCGGAGGCGGCUUUACUGAAGUUCCAUCCACCCUAUCCUCGCUGCAAGGAUGCCGCGUCGCGUUAUUACGACGCCGCCGAUGAUACCCCCGACUCUGUGGAGUACAUGGACGGCAGUCGUCUCUUCGGGGUUUGGGCGCCCAAGUCCUCCUCGGAGGUGCGCCUUUGCGUCGAAGGGCCGUUUGUUCCCGGCGCAACGGUCCCCAUGCGGCAGUACGACUGCACUCUGCACGAGGAGCAAUGCUACUUUUACAACACCGAGGAUCGCUACGCUCGUGACUGCGCGGCAGAGAGGGAUAUCUUGACACGCUACUUGAAGGCAAAUCCCGACGCGUACCCCGGCGGAGUAGUUAGUUUAUCUAAUGCCAUUAGUAAGUUUCUGCAGUUCCCACUUUUUGUUCCACUCGAUCCCUCCUUCACGGAGAGCGAGGCACGGUGGGUGACCCUCGCGUAUUCGGCGCGCGACCCCAAGUGCCUGGAGUGGAUUGAGCCGCUGCGGGGACUGAUGACGCUGGACGUCAUUCGGGAUUUGGUCAAGCGGCACCGCAACGACAGCGCCGUCCCGUCGGAGGCGACGGUCGGGCCCGUGACUCUCUCGAGGGAGUUCUGGAGGGUCAUGUGCGCUGGCGACCUGGCGGGGGCCUACGGCCUCCCGCCGAUUCGUUGGCGGUUUGCCGCACAGAUAUUGUCACGUCGGCCGAAACGAACGCGCCCGUAG
This is a messenger RNA of Trypanosoma conorhini, 1242 nucleotides long. RefSeq lists its product as uncharacterized. Lineage: Eukaryota; Euglenozoa; Kinetoplastea; Trypanosomatida; Trypanosomatidae. The record is from RefSeq and is a predicted model, not a curated record. The transcript has a single exon. Bases 1 to 1242 code for a protein of 413 amino acids. Gene Ontology annotation, biological process: 7-methylguanosine mRNA capping. Gene Ontology annotation, molecular function: methyltransferase cap1 activity.